AUGUUCUUCUUAUCAUGUUGUCUUGGGCGAAGUCAGAAGUCGGAUACAUCCAAUGACGAUCAGCCCUUAGAAAACGAUAUAUCUAACCCCCCAGACUUAGAGGCAAGUUCGGCUUUCAAGGAAAUCGAGCCCAAGCUACCAUCAAACUCGGCAGCCCCUAGAAGGACUAGAACUAAUGACAGCAACAAGUCAGGCAAGAAAUCCCGGUCUUCAGUUUUGUCCUGGUGCAGCGUCACUAGCGUCGUCAACUUUUGCCAUACAUUGAAGUCCUCACAAACAUCGUAUCCCAUGGAAGAAUGCCCUCCAACAAUUGAAUGUUCGUCACCUACCCCGGCGGCCGAUCCACGCACCAAAUUUGGUGAGAUCAGUUCAAAUAUGAGUUUGACAAUCCAGGAAGAAGGAGAAGAUCAGUUUUACAACCGCCGUCAGAGCUACUCUGAUGAUCCUUUUGCGCCUCCUACCCCGCGAGUCGCUCGUUUUGGCAGUUUCUCCACCUCUUCUCAAGCCGAUUGUAGCACACUUAGGAGCUCUGUUCAGAGCAAUCAUACCGAACCGAUCCAUUUGAAUGCAAGCCAUAUCGAAGAUCCCGUUUUGACCUUGCCUGAUAGCGUAUGCCUGCCCAACAUUGAUCGGCUGUCCAAAUUCGAUUUCAACGAAUGGAAUUCCAAGUGGAUGAAGAAUUCACCUGUCAUACAGCCCUACCCAGUUCGGAACUAUACGAUGGCUAGCACUAGGAUGUCCCCCAGCCCAACACUCACCUAUCGGCCUCAACAUUUUACACGCCGAGUUUCUGAUCCAACUACGCUUGGCAGCCGCACCAACUACUCCUCGCGAACUGAAGAUAGCACUCAAAUACCUUUCCCUCAAUUGUGA
Molecule: messenger RNA, 873 nt
Organism: Puccinia triticina
Lineage: Eukaryota; Fungi; Basidiomycota; Pucciniomycetes; Pucciniales; Pucciniaceae
Exons: 2
Coding region: 1-873 (290 amino acids)
Source: RefSeq, a predicted model, not a curated record